AUUGUCGAUUGACAACGGAACACCGUGAAACAACGUAAGGCAAGAAGCGUGUGCGGCAUGAGCACUAUGUCACCUGGAAAUCGUAUAUAUAUGGGGCAUGGAACGCAAUGCAAAACUCAUAUCUGCUUCAGCACAUCGUUUUCUCAUCUUCUUCCUCCUGCUAUCUAUCUACAUCGACUUCCGUCAUGUCAACUAAGCACGACAACGAAGCCGCAUGGCACGAAACAGAAAAAGCCUACCCUCUCGUCGUCGGUCCAGCCCCGAUGCCCAAACCAGGCGCCGAUGAAGUCGUGAUCAAGGUCGCCUACGCCGCUAUAAACCCUUCGGACCACAUGAUGCAAGACGCUCCAUAUCUUGAGAUUCCGUAUCCUUGGAUCUCGGGCCUAGAUGUUGCUGGGAUCAUCGUACAACUCGGUCCAGGUGUGACUGGUUUCAGUAUUGGACAGCGGGUUAUGGCUAACUGUCUCCCGCUUCUUACGCAGAAGCCCGAGUAUUCCGGCUUUCAGCGCUACGUGACGUGCAAAACCAUUCUGGUGGCCGCAAUUCCCGACCGUCUUCCCCUGGCAAACGCCGCAGUGCUGCCAAUCGCCGUCACCACGGCCGCCAACGCUCUGUUCCACAAGCUGCGGCUCCCACUGCCAUCGUCGAGGCCGGAGCCGAUCGACACAAAGGUCCUCAUCUGGGGCGGCAGCUCUUCGUGCGGUAGUUGUGCCAUUCAGCUGGCAGUGGCGGCCGGUUUGACGGUGGUGACGACAGCUGGAAGAGAGAACCUCGAGUAUGUGAGGGAGCUCGGGGCUGCCUAUACGUUCGAUCGAGCAGCUCCAGAUGUUCGGGAGCAGAUCGGAAAGGUACUUCGGAGGGGCGAUGUUGUGAUUGAUUGCAUUGCUACUUCGUCGACGCAAGCGAUUUGUGGCGAGAUCUUGAGCAGCAUUGGAGGCGGGAAGCUGGCACUUCUCCUGCCACCCCUUGUGCCAUUCCCCCAGGGAGUUGAGGCGAUGUUUGUGGUCGCCGCAUGGCUCGUCACCGAGGCGCCAGGAGUGUGCGAAGCAAUCUGGCAUCAAUACCUUCCCAAGGCUUUGGACGCAGGCAUAUUUCAAGCCAAACCGGACCCGCUCAUCAUUCAAGGUGGGCUGUCGAAAGUGCAGGAGGGCAUUGACAUGGUCAGAAAGGGAGUGUCGGCCAAGAAGGUGAUCAUCGAGAUAGCUGCAGAGUGAAAUGCUUCUCGUCGAGGAACGGUGAAGUAGAUGUAUGCCGGGAAAUAGAACUUGCUUACAGGGAACAAUGAGGAUAUAAAUCAAUCGAUCACUGAUUUGAUCAAGCAAAAGGGAAGCGGGAUUUUAGGCGUGUAAAGUCAGCGUUGAAGGGCGGCGUUCGGACAUUUGCUGACAAGUGAAUCCUGUGGUGAUCGAGCGGCGGAGGAUAGGCAUGACGGUGCUUUAUUUGUGAAGAACAGGCUGUCCGUGUUGGAGAUGGGAUGGAAGAGAAAGGUUAUUGCUCCCAUUCCGCGGCUGUCAAAGAGAGUUGCCGGAUCCCGCGAAGCGAUUUCGCAGAGCCACACAUAGUCUUGUUGAUCAGUGUGGGAACGGAAGAUAACUGGUUUCGAGCGUGUCGAGGAGACGUAUCGUGUAUGUUGUAAGAUCUGCCCAGAGUCCGAUGCUAUAGGCCUUACGUGCGUAGUCAGCCCCUGGAAUAG
Molecule: messenger RNA, 1693 nt
Organism: Neohortaea acidophila
Lineage: Eukaryota; Fungi; Ascomycota; Dothideomycetes; Mycosphaerellales; Teratosphaeriaceae
Product: chaperonin 10-like protein
Exons: 4
Coding region: 108-1214 (368 amino acids)
Molecular function (GO): oxidoreductase activity, acting on NAD(P)H
Source: RefSeq, a predicted model, not a curated record